Molecule: messenger RNA, 3365 nt
Organism: Entelurus aequoreus (snake pipefish)
Lineage: Eukaryota; Metazoa; Chordata; Actinopteri; Syngnathiformes; Syngnathidae
Product: oocyte zinc finger protein XlCOF6.1-like
Exons: 3
Coding region: 274-1563 (429 amino acids)
Biological process (GO): regulation of transcription by RNA polymerase II
Molecular function (GO): DNA-binding transcription factor activity, RNA polymerase II-specific; RNA polymerase II cis-regulatory region sequence-specific DNA binding
Source: RefSeq, a predicted model, not a curated record
UCGUGAAAGCACAUUGACGCAGAAAGAAGCCAGAAGGACGCUAAUAAGUCAGUCUUAUUAUUUCUUCUCCAGUUUGAAAUAUUUACGUCGUAUAAAAUACAUCUUUGAGUCUUCAUUUAAGGAUAGAAGCGUCUCGAUGUGCUUGAAGCACUUUGCUGGAUCUCGUGCUCGUUUAUUGUUAGUUAGCUUAGCUUGUUAGCUGCUAACAGAAGUUAUCAACACAUCGCUAAGUAGAGAUCAAGUGUGAGAGUAAAGUGUUGUGAUUGUGUGAAAAUGUCUACAUUACACAUGUUGAGAGCGUUGGUGGAUCAGCGACUAACUGCUGCCGUUGAAGACAUAUUUGUAGUGUUAGAAAGAAUGAUAGCAGAAUACGAGGCGGAACUUUCUAGAACAAAAGAGGAGAACUAUCAACUACUGGACGCUGUUUUCAAGAAACAUCAAGUUGUGUUACACAGAUCAGACGUCCAGCAGCCCCCUCACAUUGAAUAUGAUGAGGAGGAUCCACAGCCCCCCCACAUGAAAGAGGAAGAGAAGGAAGUGUGGAUCACUCAGGAGGAAGAGUGUGUUGUAGGGCAGGAGGAGGAUGAUGUCAGCAAGUUUCCACUGACUGUUGUCUCUGUGAAGACUGAAGAGCAUGAAGACAAAGCACCUGAAUCCUCACAGCUUCAUCACAGUCCAAACGUCCAGCGGGUGUCAGCGGGGAGUCAUGAAGAGGAGUGGCACACCAGUGUGGGACAGAAGGAGCUACAGGCCCCCUCCCACAUUAAAGAGGAGCAGCUUCAUGAUGAAGAUGAAGCUCAGUCCUUACAGCUUCAUCACAGUCAAAGUGAGGAGAACAGAGAGGCGGAGCUUGUAAGUCAACACAUCACAGAAGCUGAUGGAGAGCAUUGUGAAGAUAUAAAGUCAGAACCAGACAGCAUCUUUGCUCCACUGUCAGACAUGGACCACAUGAUGUCACACUCUUCUGAUCACAGUGACCACAUCCAAAAACCUUUGGAGAGUAAAAAUGACUCUAAAGGUGAUACGAGACAUCACACUAACAACAAACACUUUGACUGCUCUCAAUGUGGGAAAUCAUUUAGACAUAAGAGUUAUUUUAUAAGACACAUGAGAAUACAUACUGGAGAGAAACCUUUUACUUGCUCAGUUUGUAAGAAGAGUUUCUCCACAAAGCAAAGCAUGACCAUACACAUGAGAAUACACACUGGAGAGAAACCUUUUACUUGCUCUGUUUGUAAGAAGAGUUUCUCCACAAAGUGUGACAUGACCACACACAUGAGAAUACACACUGGAGAGAAACCUUUUACUUGCUCUGUUUGUAAGAAGAGUUUCUCCACAAAGGGUGACAUGACCACACACAUGAGAAUACACACUGGAGAGAAACCUUUUACUUGCUCUGUUUGUAAGAAGAGUUUCUCCCAAAAGCCAAACAUGACCAAACACAUGAGAACACACACUGGAGAGAAACCAUUUAAUUGCACUGUGUGUGAUAAGAUGUUCAGGUUUAAGAAGCAGGUGAGUGGACACAAGUGUGUAACAGUCAUGGAAGCUGCAGGGAUGUAAAAACACUUAAACAGUGAUUGUGCUAAAUGUAGUUUAAAAACACAGCAUGUUUAAUAUGAAUGUAUAUUUGAUGUUGUAUGUAGUGCUUCUCAUCUUCUAGUCUUAUAUGUUGUACUGUAGUUACUGUUUAAAGGCCUACUGAAAGCCACUACUAGCGACCACGCAGUCUGAUAGUUUAUAUAUCAAUGAUGAAAUCUUAACAUUGCAACACAUGCCAAUACGGCCGGGUUAACUUAUAAUAUGCAAUUUUAAAUUUCCCGCCACACUUCCGAUUGAAAACGUUUUAUUAUGCUGACGUAUGCGUGUGACGUCACGAGGGCAAGGGAAGUAUUCGGAGACCGUAGAAUCCAAUACAAAUAGCUCUGUUUUCAUUUCAUAAUUCCACAGUAUUCUGGACAUCUGUGUUGGUGAAUCUUUUGCAAUUUGUUUAAUGAACAAUGGAGAUUGCAAAGGAGAACGUUGUAGGUGGGAUCGGUGUAUUAGCGGUUGGCUGUAGCAACACAACAAGGACUACUUACUUGGAUAGCAGACGCCUAGCCGAUGCUAGCCACCAACCCCAUGGAUGAUCGGGUGAAAUCCUUAGUCGCGAAGUCGAUCGCUGGAACGCAGGUGAGCACGGGUGUUGAUGAGCAGAUGAGGACUGGCUGGAGUAGGUGGAUAGCUAAUGUUGUUAGCAUAGCUCUGUGAGGUCCGGUUGCUAAGUUCGCUUCAGCGUCCUUAGCAAAAGCAUUGUUAAGCUUUGCCAGGCUGGGAAUUAUUAACCGUGUAGUUACAUGUCCAUGGUUUAAUAGUAUUGUUGAUCUUCUGUCUAUCCUUCCAGUCAGGGAUUUAUGUAUUUUGUUUCUAUCUGCAUUUGAGAACGCUAUCACGUUAGCUCAGUAGCUAAGUGUGUCACCGAUGUAUUGUCGUGGAGAUAAAAGUCACUGUGAAUGUCCAUUUCGCGUGCUCGACUCUCAUUUUCAAGAGGAUAUAGUAUCCCAGGUGGUUUAAAAUACAAAUCCGUGAUCCACAAUAGAAAAAGGAGAGAGUGUGGAAUCCAAUGAGCCAGCUUGUACCUAAGUUACGGUCAGAGCGAAAAAAGAUACGUCCUGCACUGCACGCUAGUCCUUCACUCUCACGUACCUCAUCCACGAAUCUUUCAUCCUCGCUCAAAUUAAUGGGGUAAUCGUCGCUUUGUCGCUCCGAAUCUCUCUCGCUCCAUUGUAAACAACGGGGAAUUGUGAGGAAUACUAGCUCCUGUGACGUCACGCUACUUCCGCUACAGGCAAGGCUUUUUUUAUCAGCGAGCAAAAGUUGCGAACUUUAUCGUCGAUGUUCUCUACUAAAUCCUUUCAGCAAAAAUAUGGCAAUAUCGCGAAAUGAUCAAGUAUGACACAUAGAAUGGAUCUGCUAUUCCCGUUUAAAUAAAAAAAAAUAAUUUCAGUAGGCCUUUAAAUUGUGUGCAUGUAUUGAAUAUUAUAUAUGUAGCUACUAUUUUAUUCUAUUUUGUCAUUGUUAGAGGACAUAUUAUUAUUAGUUUUUUUUUCCACACAUUUUUCCAUUGCAUUUUAUUGAUGUUAUUAUCCAACUAAAAGUAUGAAUGAAUAAAAUGGUUAACAAAAUGUGGACUGUGGUAGAUUAGCAGCAUUGUUACAUCAUGGAUGUUAACUACUGCAAAACAUCAACAAAGAAGAAACAUGCUGAAGUUAGCAACACAUCACUGAACUUUAGAGCCAUCGUGAGUGGAGUUGCUUGUUUUUAUUGCUGCAUUUCUACUUAUUUCACCUCACAUCUUCACUUUUAAUACUAAAGUCUUCUUCACA